AUGGCAGCAGAGGCUACAGGUGUUGGAAUGACAACCGUUAGAAAAAUACGAAAGGAGUCAUUUUCCGGGGAAGGGCGAAAUGAAGAAAAUUUAGACCCAUUAGCAGCGUCUUCGUCUGAGAAAGUGAAAACAAAUCGUAUUGUCCCUGACGAUUUUGACUGCGGUGUUAUCAGAAGGAAAAUAAGGGAAUUUUAUGUAAUGAGGAAGCAGCUUCCAACGGUGGGAAAUAUUCAUAAAGAACUGGCAUCAGACAUUGGCUUCCAUGGAAGCAUCAUGUCCCUUAGGAAAAUAUUGAGAAAUUUGGGUUACAGAUGGAAGAAAUGCGGAAGCAACAAGAAGGUUUUAAUGGAAAAGCCAGACGUAUCUCGUCUUAGAUGCGAGUAUCUAAGGAAGGUAAAGCAGUACAGAGAUAGCGGCUACGACUUGGUCUACUUAGACGAGACAUGGAUAGACACUUCUCAUACUGCAAAGUAUUGUUUGCAAAGUGUUGAAGAACGUGGUGUUGCAGCACCUUUCAACAAAGGACAACGCUUGAUAGUUGUCCAUGCAGGUGGUCAGAAUGGAUUCGUACCCGGUGCAGAGUUAGUUUUUAAAGCAAAUUGUGCUACCGAAGACUAUCAUCAUGAGAUGAAUGGUCCAAACUUCGAAAAAUGGUUGAAGGAGAAGUUACUGCCCAAUUUGCGAGUCAAAUGUGUGAUUAUUAUGGAUAAUGCCUCCUAUCAUUCCGUACAGAGUGAGAAAACUCCAUCAUCAUCAUCUACCAGAAAGGCGGACAUUCAAGAGUGGCUGAGAAACCGUGAUAUACCUUUCGGUGAAAAACUAACAAGACCAGAGCUGCUGAAUAUUGUAAAAAUGUACAAACCUAAAGAAAAGGUUUACAGGAUUGAUUCACUUAUAAAAGAAAGGGGACAUGAAGUGCUACGCCUGCCACCGUACCACUGCGAGUUCAAUCCCACUGAACUGAUUUGGGCAAAUUUGAAGAAAAAGGUUGGGCAAAGAAACUUGACAUUCAAACUCACUGAUGUCCAAACACUCACACACAAUGCACUGGCAGAUAUUGGAAUUACAGAUUGGGAAAAUGCUGUGAUUCAUAUUUUGGCAAUCGAGGAGAACUAUCGCUAA
Mercenaria mercenaria is the source of this 1122-nucleotide messenger RNA. RefSeq lists its product as uncharacterized. Bases 1 to 1122 code for a protein of 373 amino acids. Gene Ontology annotation, molecular function: nucleic acid binding. The record is from RefSeq and is a predicted model, not a curated record. The transcript has 2 exons. NCBI's taxonomy places the organism in Eukaryota, Metazoa, Mollusca, Bivalvia, Venerida, Veneridae.